Molecule: messenger RNA, 372 nt
Organism: Penicillium subrubescens
Lineage: Eukaryota; Fungi; Ascomycota; Eurotiomycetes; Eurotiales; Aspergillaceae
Exons: 3
Coding region: 1-372 (123 amino acids)
Source: RefSeq, a predicted model, not a curated record
AUGCAGCUUUCCUCCCUCCUAAUCGGCACCCUCUUUGCCCUGGGUCUCCACGCCGCUCCCGUCGCAGACGAUGCCGGGCAGAGCGAAGUCGUUGAUGGAAAAAAGCUCUUCGAGCGAUCAGGCCAGUUAUGUCGAGUGCUUAGUGAACAUGUCAACUGUCGCUCUGGACCUGGCACAAACUACGAUAUCAAAGUUGGACUGUCUUCGUCUUGGACGCGCGGGUAUUACUUCACCUGUGUGAAGUCUGGGGAGUGUGUUACGUUGAAUGGUGCUGUUAACUGUGGCUGGGAUUACUUCGAAGAGGAUAGGUGCUAUGUCAACGGACACUAUACUGACAGUUCCUGCACUUUGGCCAAGCUUGGACGUUGUUAG